This is a messenger RNA of Trypanosoma cruzi, 5262 nucleotides long. Its product is annotated as calpain cysteine peptidase, putative. Gene Ontology annotation, biological process: proteolysis. Gene Ontology annotation, molecular function: calcium-dependent cysteine-type endopeptidase activity. The transcript has a single exon. The annotation marks the transcript as partial. Gene Ontology annotation, cellular component: cytoplasm. Lineage: Eukaryota; Euglenozoa; Kinetoplastea; Trypanosomatida; Trypanosomatidae. The record is from RefSeq and is a predicted model, not a curated record.
UGCCCGUUGGUAUGUUUCUUGAGACUUUUUCCAGCAUAGAGAAGGUUCUGAUUCGUGGUGUGGCGUUACCUGGUUGGCAUUUCAGCAGCGAGUGGGGUGAAGGCACGAAUGGCGGCAACCCUACUCUUGUGACAUGGCGCGAGAAUCCACUUUAUGUGGUGCGAAACAAUUCUGAGGAGCCAUUGCAGAUCAUGGCCAUGAUUGGUCAGCCGGACCAACGACACAAACUUCACCUAUUGCCACAACAGGAGUUAGAUUAUAUUCAAUGCGGUCUGGUGCUCUCUCAAAAUACGGACAAGACGAUGAUUCCCACCUAUUUAUUGACAGCGAAUAACCACCAAAUGAUUCACAAGGGCCUUUACAUGGACUUCCGUGAAGUGGCUAACCGAAUUGUUAUACCGCCAAAUUUUUUUGGAUAUCUUGUUCCUGGAGCAAUGUUUCACGAGCAAGGAAGAUUUCUAUUGUCUUACUGGUACACCAACGUAGAUGACGAAAAAAGGUUGAGUAUUACUCGACUUAAAGUGGAUGUGGCACGUCAUUUACCGGCAAUUGCUCAUGUCACACUGGAAAGCCAGCAAAGGAAGCGUGUCGAUUUUAUAGUAGAUACUACAACUGACGCGCACAUUCUGCUGCGCCAGGAAAAGCCGUAUCGUACUGCCAAUUGCUCAGACGCGAUGACAGAGGAUUUUCUUGGUAUGUACUUAUAUGACGAACAUGAUGAAUACCUAAGCGGUGUUGCAUCCGCUACAAAUUUUCGCGAAACUGGCAUCGUGCAUCAUCUCCCUGCCCCUGGCCGGUACGUUCUUUCCAUUACAUGUCCGCAUGCCAAUGGUCCUGUUCCUGUAAGGGUGGAGAUUGUGGCGACAGAGGAGGCUCACGUCCGUACAACUGAGCCACCUAUUAACGCCGUAAAACUUAAGGAUGUAAAUGGCGAACUCAACGAAGAAAACAUUACUCUUCCUGUACCGCAGACGUUAGUAGGCUUGACUUCAAGAAAGGCGUCGACACGUACGACAUCAAUUUCCUCACGAAUUCCGAGUAUUCCUGUGGAAAUUGAUAUUAGAAACCAGGACUUUUCUUUUCUUGACCCGGCACCGGAGGGCAUUCCUAUUCAGGACAUACAUCUUAUGGGAGAUUCUGCAUUUGCCGCAUCUGCGCGUGAGCGCAUGAAACUGAAAAGAAAUCCUGUUGCGAAUGCGAGCAAGAUCAGUGCCCUUGAGGAGGAGAUGGAUCAACGUGCUCAUGUAUUGGCUAAGCAGUUGCGUGCCAAAGAGCGCACUUUCCUUGAUCCAGAGCCUGAGGGUGUUCCACUUGAGUUGCUUUCAUUAAAUGAAAAUGAGGCCUUUCAGGAAUUGGAGCGAGAGCUUCGUGCCCUAAAUCGCAAACCCCGGAAGGAUGCCAAAGCAAUAGUUGCUCUUGAAGAUGAUUUGUUUGACCGAACACACGUGCUUGCCAAGGAGCUAAAGGAAAAUGAGCGGAACAUCUUUUUGGAUCCACAGCCUGAGGGUGUGCCGGUGUCUGAGCUGUCGUUGGAUUUAGACGAGCCGUUUCACACGAUGGAGGUGGAACGUCUACGCCUUCGCCACGAGGACCCGCGCGCAAAUGUGACAAAAGUAAAGGAGCUGGAAAAUGCAUUGAAUGACCGUGCGCAGGAGUUGGCACGUUUGCAGCUUCGCAAGGAGCGGGCUUUCCAGGAUCCCGAGCCUUUUGGGUUUUCCUUGGAGGAGCUUGGAUUGGGUUUUGAUGACGCGGUUGUGCGUGGCGAGGCGCAACUGCGUGAGCUGAGGAAGGAACCGAGGAAGAACGCGGCGGCGAUAAAGGCGACUGAGGAUGAGAUUUCCAAAUUGGUGCGUGACAUUGCUCGCAAGAAGGCUGCAUUGGAUCGCGCGUUUCUCGACCCCGAGCCGGAGGGUCGUCUCGUGGGGGAGUUGCCGCUGGACGAAGACAAGUCGUUUGUGGCGAUGGACACAAAAAGACGCCAGCUGCUGCGCAGAGACGAGGACCCGAGUAAAGUGAAGGCUCUGGAGGAGGAGAUGAACGAUGUUGCUCACGAGAUUGCCCGGGCACUGAAUGCAAAGGAGCGUCUUGACUAUUUGGGCGCAUCUCCGUGCGGCGUCCCCCUCGAAGACCUGCCACUGGACUUGGAUCAGGAGUUUCGUGAGUUGGAGGCGAAACGCCAGCAGUUGAAGCGCGACCCGAGACGGAAGGCGGCUCUUGAAGAUGUGGAGGCGGCGUUGAAUGCGCGCACGGAGGAGAUCGCAAGGAGGCAAUUGGCAGGUGACCGUGGGUACCUGGACCCAGCACCAGCUGGUGUUCCGCUGUCUUUCCUUCCCGUUGACAGGGAUGCUCCGUUUCAGGCACUCGAGGCGAAGCGUGCACAACUGAAGAAGUACCCACAACGGAAUGCAAAGUCGAUUCGGGAAGUGGAGGAUGAUCUCAAUGAUCGUGCCGUUGAACUUGCUGACGAACUGAAGGCGGUUGAGCGGGAGAAGUUUCUAAAUCCGAAGCCCAAUGGUGUUCCUAUUGAUGACGUUCCCACCAACAACGAUGGUCCGUUUCGUGACAUGGAGAUUCAGAGGCUUCUGUUGCGUGAGGAACCCGUCAGGAAUGCGACUGCAAUCAGCAACCUGGAGGACGCCAUGAACGAGAGGGCCUUGGAGCUUGCGGCGAAUAUGUUGGCGGAUAAGCGUGCCUUCCUGGAUCCGGAGCCAUUGGGCAUUCCUCUUGAUGAUCUACCACUUGAUAAAAAUGAGGAGUUUUUGGCAAAUGAGGGGGCUGUAAGCGAAAUUAUCCGAGAGAUGCCAUUGAAUAGUGCGAAUGAGAUUUUAUUGAAGGAUAAAUUGCUUAAAAUGGAAUCCUCCAGUAAUAAUAAAGACGUUAAGGAUUUACGUGCCGAUUAUCUUGAUCCAGAACCAGAGGGCCGAUUGGUUGAGGAUCUUCUAUUGGAUGAUAAUGCGGAGUAUAUGGAGUUAGAAAAGAAGUUGUUUGAGGCGAUGAACUCCCUCAAAAGCGAUCCAAAUGUGAUUAACUCCUUGAAGGCCGAAAUGAAUGAACGAGCGCACCAGGUUGCAAAGGCAUUGAAUGCCUCUGAGCGAAAAGAUUAUCUUGAUCCUACACCAAGGGGUGUACCUGUUGAUGAUUUACCACUGGACACUGAUGAGGAGUUUUCCAAGCUUGAAGCAGAUCGAGCACGACUACGACAAUCGCCAAAGAGAAACCAGGAGGAAAUACUGUCUAUAGAAGAGGCAUUGAAUGGCCGUGCAAGAGAGCUUGCGUAUGAAGCGAUUUGCCGUGACCGUAACUACUUAGAUGAUCAUCCUGAAGGCGUGCCUUUGGAAUUGCUUCCGCUUAACACAGAUCAACUGUUUCAAGAGCUGGAAAAGGAAAGGGCUUCUAUUCUGUCUACUUAUCCUGUUUCUGCGAGCAAGUUAUCUGAAAAGGAAAAAGCACUCAAUAACCGUGCUCAUGAGCUUGCUGCCGAAUAUAAAAAAUCUGCUCGGACGCAAUAUAUUAGGGAAGAAGAAAUUCCAUUCUCUGCCGAGAACCUUUCCCUAGAGUACGAUAUUCCAUUUCAAGAAUUGGAAGCAAGGCGUUUUCAGCUGCUCACUGGAAAGGAAGAACACCGCGAUCAUCUGCUUACAGAAAUCGAAGAAGCGCUUACAAACCGCGCCAAGGAGAUAGCAAACAUAAGACAGGAAGAGCAACGAAACCUUCUUGACCAGUAUCCCUUAGGUGUACAACUAACAUCAACAACACCAAAUAAAAAUGCGGAAUUUCUGCAAAAGGAAGAAGAACUUCGACAACUACGGGGAAAACCACAAAAACAAGAAGAACUUGCUUCAAAGGGAGAAGAACUACGAGCAAAUCUAAAUGCAAUGCCCGCAAAAAAAACAGAAGAAAGUUACCCAUAUAUUGAAGCAAAUCCUAAAGGAAUUCACAUACAACACCUCCAACUAAAUACAGAUCAAAAAUUUCUUGCGAUGGAGCAGGAGCGCAGGCAACUGCUCGAGAAGGACCCGCGCAGGAACGCGAAGGAGAUCGCUGCGCUUGAGGAGAGCAUGAAUGCCCGCGCACAGGAGCUGGCACGCGAGAAGAAGCUUGCCGACCGCGCGUUCCUUGACCAGAAGCCGGAGGGCGUGCCGCUGCGAGAGCUGCCGCUCGACGACGACAGCGACUUUGUUGCGAUGGAGCAGGAGCGCAGGCAACUGCUCGAGAAGGACCCGCGCAGGAACGCGAAGGAGAUCGCUGCGCUUGAGGAGAGCAUGAAUGCCCGCGCACAGGAGCUGGCACGCGAGAAGAAGCUUGCCGACCGCGCGUUCCUUGACCAGAAGCCGGAGGGCGUGCCGCUGCGAGAGCUGCCGCUCGACGAUGACAGCGACUUUGUUGCGAUGGAGCAGGAGCGCAGGCAACUGCUCGAGAAGGACCCGCGCAGGAACGCGAGGGAGAUCGCUGCGCUUGAGGAGAGCAUGAAUGCCCGCGCACAGGAGCUGGCACGCGAGAAGAAGCUUGCCGACCGCGCGUUCCUUGACCAGAAGCCGGAGGGCGUGCCGCUGCGAGAGCUGCCGCUCGACGACGACAGCGACUUUGUUGCGAUGGAGCAGGAGCGCAGGCAACUGCUCGAGAAGGACCCGCGCAGGAACGCGAGGGAGAUCGCUGCGCUUGAGGAGAGCAUGAAUGCCCGCGCACAGGAGCUGGCACGCGAGAAGAAGCUUGCCGACCGUGCGUUCCUUGACCAGAAGCCGGAGGGCGUGCCGCUGCGAGAGCUGCCGCUCGACGACGACAGCGACUUUGUUGCGAUGGAGCAGGAUCGCAGGCAACUGCUCGAGAAGGACCCGCGCAGGAACGCGAAGGAGAUCGCUGCGCUUGAGGAGAGCAUGAAUGCCCGCGCACAGGAGCUGGCACGCGAGAAGAAGCUUGCCGACCGCGCGUUCCUUGACCAGAAGCCGGAGGGCGUGCCGCUGCGAGAGCUGCCGCUCGACGAUGACAGCGACUUUGUCGCGAUGGAGCAGGAGCGCAGGCAACUGCUCGAGAAGGACCCGCGCAGGAACGCGAGGGAGAUCGCUGCGCUUGAGGAGAGCAUGAAUGCCCGCGCACAGGAGCUGGCACGCGAGAAGAAGCUUGCCGACCGCGCGUUCCUUGACCAGAAGCCGGAGGGCGUGCCGCUGCGAGAGCUGCCGCUCGACGACGACAGCGACUUUGUUGCGAUGGAGCAGGAUCGCAGGCAACGGCUCGAGAAGGACCCGCGCAGGAACGCGAAGGAGA